Truncatella angustata is the source of this 1158-nucleotide messenger RNA. Its product is annotated as protein-tyrosine phosphatase-like protein. NCBI's taxonomy places the organism in Eukaryota, Fungi, Ascomycota, Sordariomycetes, Amphisphaeriales, Sporocadaceae. The transcript has 3 exons. The record is from RefSeq and is a predicted model, not a curated record. The annotation marks the transcript as partial. Gene Ontology annotation, biological process: protein dephosphorylation. Gene Ontology annotation, molecular function: protein tyrosine phosphatase activity.
CGGUCCUCGAACAAGCGCGCACGAUCUCCUGCACCCGCUGCAUUGCCUCAACCCACUUCGCCCGCUAUCGUCAAGCAAGAUGGUCUUCAACAGAAGAACGGGAACGGGAGCAAGAAAGGCGCCAAGGAGCGGCAGCCGCCUAAGAUUCCCGCCUUCUUGAACCUCUCCGAGCAGGACAUCAUUGCCAAGUACAACGAAAUCACCUGGAAUGAGCGGAAUCGUGUGUUUCAAGGCAUGACGAAUGCGUCACCAACUUUCAAGUUUGCGCGAGUCGACCUGGCUUUCCGAUCCCUGGAUCGAUAUGGCAACAUCCAGCCCUGGAACAACAACCGAGUCAGGCUGCAAGUUCCCGAAGGCGCUGCUGAUUACAUCAAUGCCUCGCCUAUCGUACUGCACUCUCCUCUGGCGCCAGAGAGAAGACCGCCGCACAAGUACAUCGCCAUGCAAGGUCCAACUGAGAGAACAUCGGAGCAUGUAUGGCGCAUGGUGUCAGAACAGUUGACAAGCCCGGCUGUUAUGGUCAUGUUGACUGAGACGCAUGAGAACAACGCAGAGAAGUGCUUCCCCUACUAUCCGCGUGCCAUAGACGGUACCAUUGUCAUUGGCGAGCACGAUGAGUUUCAAGAUGGGUGGCGGGCGCAAGUAAGAUGUGUAGGUAUAGAAGAAAAGGCAGACGGCGCCAUCGAGAUGCGCAAGUUGCAGGUCCAGGUCGACGGCCGCGAGGACCAUAUGGAAGUGUGGCAUUUGCUAUACAAGAGGUGGCCCGACUUUGGUGUUCCCGCCCUCGAGGACAUAAACUCCUUCUUCGAGCUCAUGAGCAUCUCUCGCGACAAGAAUGCCAGCGAAGACAAUCCUCGGAUUGUUCACUGUUCUGCCGGUGUAGGACGCAGCGGCACCUUCAUUGCCCUGGAGCACCUCAUGCGCGAGAUUGACUCGGGAGACCUCGAGAUGUACGAUGAGGUCCAGGGUGACCUCGUCUUCGAAACAGUCAACACCCUCCGAGAACAGCGAAAGAUGAUGGUACAGGCAGAGCUGCAGUACUUGUUCAUCUACCAAGUGCUACGGAAGCAAUGGAUGGAGAAAUACGGCAUACUUGAGGACCAAAGUGAGCCGGCUGCGAAACGACUGGAAAUUGGAGCUGAUCCAUUCGUGGAGGAC